UUUGUGUGUUUGUUUUCACCACCAGAGCCUGCCUUCGGUGAGGUGAACCAACUCGGUGGUGUUUUCGUGAACGGCAGGCCGCUCCCCAACGCCAUCCGGCUCAGGAUAGUGGAGCUGGCGCAGCUCGGGAUCCGACCCUGUGACAUUAGCCGGCAGCUGCGCGUCUCCCACGGCUGCGUCAGCAAGAUCCUGGCCCGCUACAACGAGACCGGCUCCAUCCUCCCGGGGGCCAUCGGAGGCAGCAAGCCGCGGGUCACCACACCCACCGUGGUCAAACACAUACGGACAUACAAGCAGAGGGACCCGGAUUUUGCCUGGGAGAUCCGGGACAGGCUACUCGCCGACGGGGUUUGCGACAAGUUCAACCUGCCCUCCGUCAGCUCCAUCAGUCGGAUCCUGCGCAACAAGAUCGGGAAUCUGUCCCAGCAGAGUCAGUACGAGUCGGGCAAGCAGGCGCCUCAUCCACCGCCACAACCGACGUUACCCUACAACCACUUGUACUCAUACCCGACCUCCAAAGUGCCCACUCCCCCCGGCAUGCCCACCCUUCCCGGACACAUGGCCAUGCACAGGAUAUGGCCCUCCUCGCACUCUGUAACAGAUAUUCUGGGGAUACGGUCUAUUACAGAGCAACAAAUUAGUGACAGUCCAUCCUUUUCCAGCGCCAAACUAGAAGAAUGGAGCGCUAUAAACAGGACUAAUUUCCCAGCAGCAAGCUCUCCACUAGUCAAUGGCAUGGAUAAACCGCAUUUAGAACCUGAAGCAAAAUACACACAGACGCCGAGUGGAUUGCCCACAGUGAACAGCUAUGUCACAGCGCCCAGCAUCCCUCCCUACCACCCUCCCACCCAAGUGUCACCCUACAUGGGGUACAGCGCCACCACGUCGGCCUAUGUGACCGGAGCCACAUGGCAGCCGGCCAGUGGCAGUGCUCUCUCUCCCCACAGCUGUGACAUCGCCGCGCCUCUGGCCUUCAAGAGCAUGACGGCCAACCGGGACGCCAUCCACCCGGUGGCCGCCUCGGCGCUGUGAAGAAGUCACGGAGCGAUGGAGGGGGGAGAGAGAGAGACAGAAAGAAGAGGAGGAGGACAGGAGACUCGUGGCUUUUCAUGAAGGACUCGGCCUCACGUGGACCCAUAUUCUCCUCCCUCCUUCUUCUCCCUUCCAGCUAAACACACUCAGACUAAAAGACACACCAGGAAUAAACACUUUUUUGUUGUCGUUGUUGUCUAAAAGGACUGGCAGGACAGGUGUUCUGAAGGACUGAUGCAUGACUGCUCCUCCAUCCAUCAACAUAGUCCCUCUCAGAUUCUUUACUGCACUUCUGCAAAUGUCUGUGGGCAAAACGGGGUAAUGUAUGACUUCAUGAAUACGCAAUCAAAGAAAAACGGGGGGGAAGAAAACCUUUGCAUUAGUGUUUCAGGGUGCUUAUUAAUUGUUUUUUUUAUUUUAAUGUUUGUAUGCUUUUUGUUGCUGUUGUUGUUUAUGAUUUGAUAAAAUGCCACCCCCCUCCUUCUUCUCUGAAAAUGUGCAAGAGCUCCAAGAAGGGGAAGUUUAUUUAUUAGAUUAAGGUACGUUGAAUGAAGUGCAAUUAGCCUCACAGAAAGCAUGGGAAUCUCCACGCACAUUUAGACAAAAUUGGCAUCGGUCUAGAGCAUUAGCAAUUGACAAAUGUUGCACAAUGAAAUUGAAUGUAUCUUAUUAAAUUCUUAUUGGUCUUCA
Molecule: messenger RNA, 1722 nt
Organism: Acanthochromis polyacanthus (spiny chromis)
Lineage: Eukaryota; Metazoa; Chordata; Actinopteri; Pomacentridae
Gene: pax9
Product: paired box 9
Biological process (GO): anatomical structure development; regulation of transcription by RNA polymerase II
Molecular function (GO): RNA polymerase II cis-regulatory region sequence-specific DNA binding; DNA-binding transcription factor activity, RNA polymerase II-specific
Source: RefSeq, a predicted model, not a curated record